GAGGGUGAACUCAGUUUGGGAAAGAGUGCUUGGGGAUAAUAGUAAUAGUAAUUUGUCAGAGUUAUUUCAGUAAAUGAAUUAGGGGGGAGCAAAGUUGCAUUUGUUAAAGCUAACUGGAAACAUGUUUAGUUACAGUUUAUAAUAUAUUUUGAGAACAAGUGUCACAUAUCAGGGAAGUCACACCCCUGGGUGUUAAAGAGUGUGUUAACGUGCAUCUACAGAUUAUCUUAAUGUGCAACGUCCUGUAUUAAGAUAUGUGUCAGCUGUGCAGCUUCCCUUUGGUUCACUUCCUCUAUGUUUGCUGUACCUUUAGUGUCAAGUUUGUCCUGUGAAGACUGACGGUCUCAAGCAUCAAAUCAGGAUGUUUGUUCUAAUCUGUGCAACGCUGCUUUUCUCUGUGAGGGGCAUCCAUGCAGAAACAGGUGCAUCGGUUUGGGGAAGACAAUACUGUCAAGCAGGAACAUACUGUAUCACUCUUAGUGAAGCAGAUAUAACAGCAGAGGCUGGACUCUGUGUUGUGAUACCGUGUUCUUUCUCUACUGCUACAGCCUUUAUAACCCAACAUAUAGUUUGGUUCAAAUGUAAAACGUCCAAUCGAAAAUGUGGCGAUUCUGACAUUAUAUUCCACAGCAACAAGUACAACACCAAGGUUCAGUCUUUGUUCAAAGGACGGGUUUCAUUGUUGCAGCCUGAUGUGAGUCAGGGGAACUGCAGCAUCAUCAUCAACGACCUCACAGAGUCAGACUCUGGAGCAUAUCAGCUCAGAGUUAAUGGUUUACUGGAUGGGUACUCGGAUGGACUUACAUACACUGAAAGAGCAGUUCUCUCUGUAAAAGGUCUGACCCAGAAGCCCUCAGUGAUGAUUCCUCCCCUGACAGAGGGGCAGCAGACCACACUGACCUGCACUGCUCCUGGUCUCUGUUCUGGAUCUGAUCCUAAAUUCACCUGGACAUGGAGAGGAGCAGGAGAGAAGGACUCUCAGAUCACAGGAAACAUCACUGCUUUCAAGACUGAGAAUCUGACUGCUGUCACACAGAGUCACAGCUCCACUUUGACCUUUAACCCUUCAGCUGAACACCACAACAGCAGUGUUACCUGUGAGGUCAGCUUCAGAAACAACAUCACAGCAGAGGAGACUGUGACUCUUAAUGUGACCUUCUAUCCAAAGAUCCUAAAUAGCUCAAAGUGUGAGGUUCAGUCGGGGGUCCUGACCUGCGUGUGCAUCAGUAAGGGGAUUCCUUUACCCUACAUCAUAUGGCCGCUGUUGAAUAACCACUCUGAGUACUCCGUCAUCACCACUGUGUCACGCCAAACUAUCCACAGCACCCUAACUGUAAAGGACCACAGCAACACUUUUGUUGAGUGUGUCGGACGCAGCAAAGUUGGGGAAGUUCAACACACCAUCCCUGUUAUAACUUCACCGAAGCGAGAAGCAGAUCAACAUGGAUCAAGUGCACAGCUUCCAUGGGUUGUCGUUGCUGUAUCUCUUUUUGUAAAUGUCAUCAGCAUAAUCCUCAUCAUGUUCCUUUGGCACACAAGAAAAAAGGUGAAACCAAACCAAGAAGACAGAAUGUAUAUGUCAAUCAAGAAAACAGACGUGUCAUCUGAUUAUGAAGUUAUCGCCCGGCCUCUGAACUAACCAGCUUUACCUGUAGAGGAUUUUGAUCGUAUCGUCAAAAGUACAAGAUUCUAUUAGUUUGAAAUAGCUACAUUCUUUAAUUUAACUGCCACUUAUAUUAUGUGUUUUUACAGUAUGGUAUAUUAUAUAUAUAAUACCUUGUUAAAUUCAACAUGUAUAUUUUCUACUUUCUUGUUUAUUUCUUGUCUUGAAUUUGUAUUGUACAAUGCCAUGUCUUUUUAUGCUGCUGCAACGCAAACAUUUCCCAAACUGGUAUCAAUAAAGUACUAUCUUAUCUUAUUCUUGUUUUUCAUAUUACAGUUGAAUUACCUUUAUUUGCCCAGCAGAAGAUCAGGGAGAGUGCAGUACAAUCACAGUCGAUUGUAGCUUGUGCUUUUUCAGAUUAUAUUUAUGAAGAUUUGGAGAAAAAAAAUGUAAGUGAAAUACAUUGAUUAUUGUGUAUAUUAUUAUUUGUAUUAAAAUGUUCAUUAUAAAAGGAUCAGUAUUGUUAA
Molecule: messenger RNA, 2130 nt
Organism: Trematomus bernacchii (emerald rockcod)
Lineage: Eukaryota; Metazoa; Chordata; Actinopteri; Perciformes; Nototheniidae
Product: myeloid cell surface antigen CD33-like
Exons: 6
Coding region: 362-1639 (425 amino acids)
Source: RefSeq, a predicted model, not a curated record